Messenger RNA from Populus euphratica (Euphrates poplar), 1126 nucleotides. RefSeq names its product Cox19 family protein (CHCH motif). NCBI's taxonomy places the organism in Eukaryota, Viridiplantae, Streptophyta, Magnoliopsida, Malpighiales, Salicaceae. The coding region runs from base 68 to 292 and encodes 74 amino acids. The record is from RefSeq and is a predicted model, not a curated record. The transcript has 3 exons.
AAUAAAUCAUCAGAUUUUAUUCACCGAGCGGAAGGAGGCAAGAAGGGCAGGGAAGCUAAAAUAAAAAAUGGAAUCAAAAGCAGCAGCAGCAGCAACACCUCCACACCCAAGUUCUGCAAGAUUCGCAGACUCUCAAUGUUACCAGCAGCACGCUGCCUCUCUCAAAUGCUUGGAAGAGUUUGGCUCGGACAAAAGCAAAUGUCUAGAGCAUUUUGAUGUCUACAAGGAAUGCAAGAAAAAGGAGAGAGAAGCUCGGUUGGAACGCAAUAAAAGCCGCUCCUUCUUUUCAUGAAAUCUGCUUGUGGUGAUCCAAAGGAUUAUCUUAUGGGAAAUCAUGCCUGUGCUGACCCCAUUUUGUUUAUAGAGCUAGCCUUGUAAGCUGUUGGAUUCUAACUAUAAUUAUCAAACUAUGUCAGGGAAUAGAGUGAGGUUCAAAUAACGUGCUUGCGUAUUUGCAUAAUUGCAACAUGUGCUGCAUAAGGCUAUGAAUUGAUAACCUCAUUGAACGAUAGCAGAGAUAAACGACCAAGCAUCGGAUUCAAAGAAUGCUUGCAUUAUGAAUUUAUGCAUGUCCGAAUGCAAUUUAUUUGACAAAACAAUGUAAGAAUUGUCUUAAUUUCCUCACAGAAGUUGCUCAAAGCUUGAAUGUCAAGGUACUCUUCUAAUAUGGAGGCUAACACCGUCCCAAGGAUGCACAACCAGCCUGGACUGUGGGGAAUGAUGGUAUGCUGGUGAGAUGAGAAGCUAAACUUUGGCAUGAUGAGUAAUAAAAUAACCUUCAUUUCUGCCAUGCAAAGUGUUGACCUGCACAGAUGCAAGCACCACCCCAAACGACAUUAUGCCUGGGGAUUUGUGCUAGCCCAUGGAAUUCCCUUGGCAAAUCUUUUCGGAUUGAACUGGUGAGCAUCAGGCCCCCAUAGAUCAGGAUUCAGUUGCGGUAUUGGGAUUGAAAUUUGAAUGUUCAUUUCUUUCGGGAUUGUCAUGUCUUUGAACUUUAUAUCUUGGAAGGAUCUGAUCACAAACACCACAGGCGGGUAUUGGCGCAUCGUCUCUUGGAUUGCCAUUAUAAGCUGCUUGUAAAUUGUUGAAAGUCAACAGUAGAAAUUCAGACAAAGACUUGGUUGAA